AUGGAGCGAGAGACUGGAGAGCAAGUAUCAAAAUCCAAAUUGCAAUCUGUCAAAAAGGAACUGUCUCUCUACAAGAUCCUGUUGAUGAAGGAUCUGGAGCACAGUCAGGAUGAGGAGGAGAAGAUCAGCUCCUCCAGCCUCCAGCAGAGGCUGCUGGGGAUGCUACUUCAGCCCCCUCAGCACAACGGUUCCUUGCCCUCGCACCUUUACAUUAUCAGCCUGACUGGAGGAAGUGGGAGUGGGAAAACCUCAAUUGCCAACCUCCUGGGGCACCUGGGAACAUUCCUCAUCGAUGCCGACAAGCUGGGCCACAGCAUCUACGUCCCUGGUGGCCCUGCCUACGAGCAGGUGGUGGCAGCUUUUGGGGUAGAAAUCUUGAAUGAAGAUGGGACAAUUAACAGGAAAGUCCUUGGGGCCAAAGUGUUUGGAAACCAGCUUGCAGGACAGUGUGAUUCUCCAAACACAAGUAGACUGUCUGGGCUGGACCCCAACGAGCAGUUGUGUUUGCCAAGUAAGGAGGAAUGGUAUCGUUUUGUAGGAAAAGCCAUUUGUGUGCUGGAUGCAGCUGUGCUGCUGGAGACUGUCUGGCAGGACAUGGUUCAUGAGGUGUGGACAGCCAUCAUCCCUGAGGAGGAGGUGGGCUAUACACCUUGGCCCAUCGCCAAGGCUGAGUUUUGGUUUCUGAGUGCCUGA
This is a messenger RNA of Colius striatus (speckled mousebird), 693 nucleotides long. Its product is annotated as bifunctional coenzyme A synthase-like. Lineage: Eukaryota; Metazoa; Chordata; Aves; Coliiformes; Coliidae. Bases 1 to 693 code for a protein of 230 amino acids. Gene Ontology annotation, biological process: coenzyme A biosynthetic process. Gene Ontology annotation, molecular function: ATP binding; dephospho-CoA kinase activity. The transcript is spliced from 6 exons. The record is from RefSeq and is a predicted model, not a curated record.